Molecule: messenger RNA, 2683 nt
Organism: Cuscuta campestris
Lineage: Eukaryota; Viridiplantae; Streptophyta; Magnoliopsida; Solanales; Convolvulaceae
Source: the annotation of a GenBank genome assembly
UAGAAGCACGUUAAGUUGUAUUCUCUCGAUCCUGCAAAAUCUUUCUCUUUUUUAUCCAUUCCAACAAUAUUUAUCAUUUCUAUUUAAAAAGUCCACUUUUGUUGUCUUGAUCAUUUGUUUUUAUGGAGAACACAUUUGGAUUUAUAUCCACAAGAUUUGUCAAGUUUCUGAUAUUGGAUAUCAAAAUACAUUCUAUCUCGAUCCAAAGCCCAAUAAUAAUAUAUUAUAUUAAAAACAAAUUUGUUUACUUGAAUAGUAAUUCAAUAAUAAUUUGAAGUCUUCUUUCAACUCUUCUUCUUCUUCUUCAUUCCCCUGCCGCACACAUCUAAUGAAAGCCAUCUUCUUCCUCACAUCUCUGCUCAGAUGAAGGCCAUGAGAGGACAGGUGGGAGAUGCUACAGGGAAAUACCCUUCCAGUGAAGGGAAUGGGGAGGUGAACGGGAGGGAAGGCGGAAUUAUAAAACACAACAGAAAGUGCAGAGAUGUGAUUUUUUUGGUCAUCUUCAUUGCUUUCUGGGUCUCCAUGAUUGUCAAUUCAAGCUUCGGAUUUAACCAGGGAAACCCUUUGAGGUUAAGUUACGGUCUGGACUAUAAAGGCAACAUUUGUGGCGAUAAACACGCAGACCCAAACCUUCACGAGUUGGAUCUCAAAUAUUGGUUAAACCCGAAUGAGGUUUAUCAAACUAGUUCAAAGGACAGUGAUGCCAAGCUUGCAAAUGCCCGAAGCAUUUGCUUGUUGGACUGUCCUACCCCUUCAGAUGAUUCACUGAAUUGGGUAUGUGACUAUCCGGAGGGCGACCUUCGUCUCUCGGUUGAUGAUUGGGUUGAUAGAAAUUAUGACUAUUUUGCUGACCUCACUCCUGAACUAAGGAACACUUCCCUUCAGCUUCAGGGUCCUUGUUACCCUGUCAUAUUUCCUAGCAUUAAUGUUUAUUGGAGCUGUCAAUAUAUUGCCCGUGCAUCGAACGUGUCUUUGAGGCAUUGGAAGGAGAUGGGCGGGGUUGAGAUUUUUGAGGACAUUGCAAUAGAUAAAGCAAUUCAUAGGUUCAUCAACUCCCGAUCAUCCGUCUUUAAGAGAUAUGUUGCUGAUAUUGGGAAGUCAUGGCUUGUCUUGAUUGUUUGUGGAGGCCUUUUGCCAGUAUUCCUAUCUGUCGUCUGGCUUUUGAUGAUUCGGCACUUUGUCACCGCCAUGGCGUGGAUAACAGUUUUCUUGUUUAAUGCCAUCAUUAUAACUGUAACAAUGUUCUUCUAUUUAAAAGCUGGAUGGAUUGGAAAUGAUGCAAUCUCUCCAGUCAUUGGUGAACCGGAUCCAUAUUAUCAUGUGUCCGCAAGGGAACGAAGCCAUCUCCACAUUGCUGCUGUUACUAUGACUGCUGUUAUGGCCAUAUCUCUGUUAUCGUCUAUAGCAAUAGUGAGACGCAUCUUAAUGGCUUCAUCUGUUCUCAAGGUUGCUGCUAAAGUCAUUGGAGAAGUACAUGCCCUAAUUAUAUUCCCCAUAAUCCCAUAUUCCAUCCUUGGGAUCUUUUACAUUCUCUGGUUUUCAGCUGCUCUCCAUCUCUUUAGUUCCGGGCGAAUUGUCCAGAACGACUGCAACACCAAUUGCUGUGCUUAUGACCUCAAAGCCAAAAAGGUUACGUGCGACCGGUGUUGUGGAUACACCAUCCAACCGAUGCCGCAUAGAACUGCUGCCGUUCUUUUUCACUUGUUUGGUUGCUAUUGGGCCACUCAGUUCUUUGUUGCGUUCUCGUCCACUAUCGUCGCGGGCUCUAUUGCUUCUUAUUAUUGGGCCCAAGGCGAAGGUGAAUCUUCGGUGGAGAUUCAAUUUCUACCGGUUUUCGCCUCAAUGAAACGGCUGAUACGUUACAACCUUGGGUCAGUUGCUAUUGGAUCUCUGGCAGUGUCCUUCAUUGAGCCCGUCCGUUCCAUUCUCGGAGCUCUUCGGCGAAAACUUAAAGGCUCUGAUUCUGCACCAGAAAACUUUAUUGGGAGGACGGCAUUCCAUGUGUCGAAGGGUUGCUUGAGAUGUGUUAGCUGGACCAUCAAAUCCGUGAACCGUAAUGCUUAUAUUAUGAUAGCUAUUACUGGGAAGAGCUUCUUCAAAGCAUCGGAGAUGGCAACAGAACUUAUUAUCAGUAACAUUCUGAGGAUAGGGAAAGUGAAUGUCAUCGGCGACAUAAUUCUCUUCCUAGGGAAGCUACUCGUGAGCCUUGCAAGCGCUCUGUUUGCCUUCCUCAUGUUGGAUGCUCACAAAUACAAGUCCACCAGUGAGAAGAUCUCCUCCCCACUUUUUCCCGUUCUGGUGUGUUGGGGCAUUGGAUAUGUUGUCGCAACCCUUUUCUUUUCGGUGGUUGAGAUGUCAAUUGACACAAUCAUCCUUUCUUUUUGCCAAGACUCGGAAGAGCACCAAGGGAACGCCCAAUUCGCCCCACCUCUUUUGAUGGAGACUUUUGAUAGCCAGAACGAGUUUCAGAGACUAACACAGUGAUCGUCUUGUAAAACCCCACACCCCCCAAAAUGUGUGUCGGUUUAGAGCGAAAGUGAUUCUUACUCAUGUUCUGUUUUGGCCCUUGUAGAUUAGACCAUGGAGACAGAUUGUAUGCAUUUCACUUUGGUCUGCAAUCCAUCCAUUCUUCUUCUUUUGACUUGGGUACUUUAACUGUAUAUAUAGCUUCAAGUCAUGACCU